Messenger RNA from Iphiclides podalirius (scarce swallowtail), 624 nucleotides. The record is from the annotation of a GenBank genome assembly. NCBI's taxonomy places the organism in Eukaryota, Metazoa, Arthropoda, Insecta, Lepidoptera, Papilionidae.
AUGGAUGAUUUCGGAGAUAAUUUUGUCCAGCCCGAGGUAGAUCCUGCAGCAGAUUUUCUUGCCCGGGAACAAAAUCAAUUAGCAGGCCUCGAAGAUGAAUUGGAAACAAGUGCGCCGCCCCCAAUUGCUGCUCUGUCUUCUAAUGGCUUAGAAGAUUUUGUGGAAGUCCCAAGUGCAGCAGUUUUUGAAGCAAAUGGCCUUAUUGAUGCGGAGCCUGCUCCUGUCCCAGUUUUCCGACAAGAGCGAGAGGAGCCAGAAAAGAUUAGGAUAUGGCGAGAGGAACAAAAGAAAAGGUUAACAGAGAAAGACGAGGAAGAGGAAAGAAAAAAGGAGGAAAUGUUGAAGAUUGCCAAAAAGGAAUUAGAAGACUGGUAUAAGACCCAUGAAGAACAAAUUGCUAAAACCAAAGCUGCUAACAGGGAGUCUGCUAAGAAUGCAGAACGUGCAUUGGCACGCGGCUCCGAAAGUGGCUCCACUGAGGGCAGCGAAUGGGCGCGCGUCGCAGAGCUUUGCGACUUCGGCCCUCGGCGAGGUCGAGACGUCGCCCGUCUACGUUCCAUCGUCCUCCAACUCAAACAAGCCGGAGUCAGGCCUAAGUGCCCACCGCGCGCCACUAAAGUGGCU